GCUCCAUGUUAGUGGAUGCAACAGAGACAACCAUGGAGAAGGGAGCUCCGGUGUCCACACAGACAGAGGAGUGUCUUGAGUCAGUGGACGCUGAUUCCCAUGAGAAAACAGGGGUAACACCAGCAAAGGAAGACAUGGUAACAGAAAUAUCUGUAGACAACUGUGUUGAUAAUAAAAAAACAGAAACUCCGGAACUGGAGACAGAGGCCAGUGCAAGUCUUCAGCAUGUGGACACACAAUCCCAAACCACAGCAGAACCAAAGAAAAGCUGUAUGAAGACAAAGCCCACAGCUGAUACAAAACACUGGGACAAAAUAGAAGCUUGUCCCGUGGAAAAGCCUGUGAUUCCAGCUGUACAUGAGUCAGAAGUUGAUUCUUCUUCUGUCAUCAGUCUGGCAUCUGAUGAUGUGUCUGCAGAAAAAAUGUUUGUUUAUGCACUUACUCAGUUGGUAGUUUCACGGGCCUUAGAGAAAGUCUCCUCUAAACACAAAGACUCCACAAGGAUUCCCAACUGUUAUCGUCUGAUGGAGAAAAUCUGGCCUGAAAUUGAGGGAAAACAUUUGGAUCUAUGUCCAAAGAGGCUGCCCAGUAUGGCGAAAGCCAUUUUCACCAAUCUUUGUAAAGUGCAUAAGUGCAAGGAAAAACAUUUGAUUUCAAGUCUGAAGGAAGAGCUUGAGGAUGAUAUUACUGUCCCAACAUUCACCAGACAUCUGCUGGCAUUACCCAAAAGAAUACUCACUUUAUCUAAAAACCGAGACGAGUACAGAGAACUUGUGGAACGCUUUGCUAGAGAUCUGGUUAUGCACGCAAUGAGCAACAUAAAGGGGUUGAAGAAAUGGCGUCCAGCUGAAGAAGUUAUACAGAGGCUUACCGAAAAGAUCUGGGCUAAAAUUGUGUCCCAAAAUCUUGAAAUCUCCUUGGAGAACAUGGAAGACCUCGCUGUGACAGUAUACAAUGAACUCCGGGAAAAGUGGAGAGGUGCUGACAAUGUCCUGGGGUUUAUGAAUAAUGGAAAUCCAAGACUUGACAAAAUGAUUGUCAGAAUUUUCAAAAGUAAGGCCCCAUUGAGAAGACCAAAUAUCUUCUCUAGGAUGUUUUCAUGUGUACGCUAAAGUUUACCUGACACAUGGUGGCGUUACAAAGAAGAUUACUCACUUUAUUUAAAAGCCCAGAAGAGGAACAAGAACUUGUGGAACUGUUCACUAAAGACCACAUGAAAUUAUUACCAACAAAUAAU
Haplochromis burtoni (Burton's mouthbrooder) is the source of this 1237-nucleotide messenger RNA. RefSeq lists its product as uncharacterized. The record is from RefSeq and is a predicted model, not a curated record. NCBI's taxonomy places the organism in Eukaryota, Metazoa, Chordata, Actinopteri, Cichliformes, Cichlidae. The transcript is spliced from 2 exons. The coding region runs from base 6 to 1112 and encodes 368 amino acids.